Molecule: messenger RNA, 2666 nt
Organism: Xenopus tropicalis (tropical clawed frog)
Lineage: Eukaryota; Metazoa; Chordata; Amphibia; Anura; Pipidae
Gene: prcc
Product: proline rich mitotic checkpoint control factor
Source: RefSeq, marked provisional
CUGCUUCCCCCCCAUGGAGGCUCAGGCAUAAAUCUGCCACCACCGCAAAGUGGUUCAGGCAUAAAUUUGCCCCCACCUCAAGGCGGUACAGGCUUGAAUCUGCCACCACCGCAAGGGGCAGCAGGAAUGACUCUGCCACGCCCCCAAGUGGGCACAGGUAUUAAUCUGCCUCCACCCCAAGGCAGUACAGGUAUGAAUUUGCCUCCCCCUCAGAGUAGCGCAGGACUGAGUCUUCCGCCCCCCCAGGGAGCACGCCCUCAAAGUGGUACUGGAAUGACCCUGCCUUCGUCACCAAAUACUGCUGGAAUGAACCAACCUCCACCCCCAGGCACAACUGGAAUUAAUUUGCCUCCGCCGCAAGGUGGUUCUGGGCUCAAUUUUCCACCACCUGGCCACGGAAUAAACCUCCCUCCGCCUCACAUUAGCUCUGGACUAAAACUGCCUCCACCACAGGGUGGCCAGGGGUUAAAUAUUCCUCCUCCACAACUCAGUCCUACCUCCGCAAGCGGAUUGGACCAUCGGAUGCCUCUCCCUCCACCUGGCUAUAAUGUGCUGCCUCCGCCAUCUAUUGAAAAUGUAGGAAAUCCCAAACCAAAGAAGAGAACAGAACCAGUGAAAAUCACGGUCCCUGAGCUGCACACAGCGGGUUCCGAUUCAGAGGAAGAUGAACCAACUACGAAGAAAGCAGUGGUCCAGGGAUCGAGAGAGGGGUAUGGUUUAUCUGCUUUACUGCCUCAGCCAAAAAAUGCUUCCGGCUCAGACUCAAAACGGCAGCUUCUUCCAUACAACUUUUUAAAGAAAGCCUCCAAUCCAGCCAGUGAUCUUAAGCACCCCAGAUCCACUCCUCUAACCAAACCGAAACUGUCUUCAAAACCUGAAGUCUCUCACACGCCGUCUCCGUCGGCCAUCAAAGCUGCAGCUAAGAACGCCGCCCUGCAGGUCACCAAGCAGAUCACACAGGAAGAAGAUGAGGAUAGUGACGAGGAUCUCCAGCACGGCAAUUUCUUCUCCCUGUCAGACACCAAGGAGACCCCUGCCAUGAUGAGAGAAAGCUAUCCAUACCCUGCCCCUACAGUCGAUGAAACUGCACCCCCUGGAGUUGAGCCUGUCGAGUUGCAGGAUGAUGCAGCUAAUGCACCCCUAGACUUUAAGACUGCAGCAGGUUCAAGUGACAACCACCAAUGGCCUGCCUCAAAUGCAGAAGCCUACUCUAGCCAGCAGUACAGUCAGUAUCCGGAGUAUGCCGACACCUCUGCAUCAGGUUAUUACCAGGAUUAUUACAGCAGUGACUACUAUCAAGAAUCUGAUUCUUCUUCUGCAGCUCUGAAAGAGACUGCUGCUGCCGCUGCGGAUUCUUUUAUGGACGAUGAAGCGUUUAAACGCCUGCAAGGGAAACGGAACCGAGGCAGAGAGGAAAUUAACUUUGUGGAUAUUAAGGGGGAUGAUCAGCUAAGUGGGAACCAGCAGUGGCUGACGAAAUCUUUGACAGAAGAGAAGACUAUGAAGUCUUUCAGCAAGCGGAAAGGAGAGCAGCCAACAGGGCAACAAAGAAGAAAGCACCAGAUCACAUACCUCAUCCAUCAGGCUAAGGAGAGGGAGCUAGAGCUGAAGAACAGUUGGUCAGAUAACAAGAUGAGCCGACGACAGACACAGGCAAAAUAUGGUUUUUGAGAUGCUAAUAUGGCCUGUUUGAAUAGAGCAAAAUGGCCAUAUGGGAGAGGUCAAAAAGCAGACUGUACUGCCGUGAACUAGUGCUGACAGUUCCAUGACACCGCACUCUGCUGGCCUGCCCUGUCCAAGCAAAGAGAGGUUUCACAGUUCAGACGGGAGUAGGGAAAGGGCUUCUCUGAGGAUUACUACUCUGAGUUUUGUUCGGCUGCAAUGCAGUUUAUCUCCUGCUCUGCCAGAAUCCGUGCCACGCAGUACUGUCUGUGUUUUUAACUGGUACGGGAGAAGUUAAAUCAGAGACUGCAAGGUGUAAUGGGAUGCUGCCCUUUUGUUUAAGUUCUAUUUCAGCUACUACUGUGAUGGGUUAUUAGUGUCUCUUGAGACCUAUUUUCUUUACCCAGUCGCCCAUGCAACUAAACGUAUACCCCUUGCUGCCAUAGAGGUCUGCUUCUUAAUAGAUCGGCGGGGAAGAGGCCAAUACAAGCUGAACAUUGAUUCAUUCUCCCAGUAUUUUAACUGAGCUAGCAAAAUUCACACAUUAUUCUGUAUUUCGGUGGUGUUAUAUUUGUAAAUAGCGUAAACUGUACAUACAUAUAUAUUUUUUGAGUUUCUCCUGUAGAUUUUGUUGAAUACAGUGGCUCAAAAAAUUACUUUGAUUUAGCUAUGAUAUUUGCAGUUCAGCCCUUAGGAGAGUACAAUUGGAUUCUAUUCCCAGUGUGCACCCUUUGGCAAAAUAUUUAUAGAAUUUGUUUUGCUUCCGUGCUCGCCAGCUAAAGGCAGGGUGGGGGUGGCGGUGAGCAGAAGGUCCAUUGCCGAAGGCACUUUCCUCUGCACCUACACAUUUAGCGUAACAUAAUGUUUCCGAAUUGGGCAUCACAACUUUUACUUUAUACAGCGCUCUCUCUCCCUCCCUGAUUAUUUCUUUAUGGUGUUUCUGCCACUGAAGAAAGUAGCAUUUUGUACACUUGGUAACCUAGUAAAGGAAACUGUUUAUUGUA